AUGCAUAGUUUUAUUAUUUAUCAAGGAAUUGGGAUGGCAAGUUCAAUUGUUUGUGGUUUUUUCUUAGCUAAUCAACGUAAUUAUGACUCUUCAUGUGAUAUUGUACAAUAUAUUCGUGAUUCGCUUUUGCCUUUUCCUAUUCGUGAUGAAAAUCAUGAAAGUUUGGCAAUUAUGGUGAUUAAUCAUGCCAUAAAUAUUGGUGCUGAUCAUUUAGCAAUAGCUAGCAAAUUUGAACAACAAGGUAUAGUUUUAUGUAUUGUUGUCAAUGAAGCAUUUCCUAUUGAAAAUUGGAAUUUUUAUCGUGACUUAGUUCAUGCCACUGGUGGCGAAUAUAUGCUUUUCCGGGAUGCUCCAAGUAUUCUUGCAAAUGCUCUUUUCUCAGCUGUUGGAGGGGAGGAUACACUUCGUCAGGCAUUCUUUCAUAGUCGUAUGCCAAAUCCACAAAUGCCGGUGAACAAUGGUGAUAAUAUCGAAGAACAAAAUCAAGAAAUCAAUGAUAUUGGUGAUCUGGAUUUUGACCAUGGUCUUUCUCAAUAA
This is a messenger RNA of Rotaria socialis, 537 nucleotides long. The record is from the annotation of a GenBank genome assembly. NCBI's taxonomy places the organism in Eukaryota, Metazoa, Rotifera, Eurotatoria, Philodinida, Philodinidae.